AUAGUCUUGAUUUGGUAUUGACUCUGGGGUUUCUGAACAACAAAGUCAGAAGGACACUUUGUCCUAUGAAGUGUCUAGUGGCUCCAGAGUAUGCUGAUAACAAUUCUGGUCUCAUCCUGAUCAACAAUUUGCUGCUACAUCUUUCUGGGCAGACUAUUCUUUGGUUUGCUGAAUGAAAGAAGGGCUAUUAUUAUCAUUACCUGGGAAAAGCCGAGCAUUUUAAUGAAUUUGGAUUGCUGGGGGCAGUAAGAUGGCUCGGUGGAUUAAGAACCAGACCCAGAGCUCCGAUUCAAAUCUGACCUCAGAGACUUUCUAGCUGUGUGACCCUGGACAAAUCACUUAACCACCAUUGCCUAGAUCUUUCAGCUCUUUGGCCUUGGAAUCAAUACAUAGUGUUGAUUAGAAAAUGGGAGGGGCCCUUUCAUGAGGACUGAGGCAGGAGCUGCUGCUGAGAGCCUCCCGACAUGACAUCCGCCACUGAGUUUGACAACCUGGGCAUCCAGCAGUACAGCAGGAUCAACGCCCGCUGGGACUCCCCAGACAAUGAGUUGGACAAUGACAAUAGCUCCGCCAGGCUCUUUGAGAGGUCUCGGAUCAAGGCCCUAGCAGAUGAGCGAGAAGUAGUACAGAAGAAAACUUUCACAAAAUGGGUGAAUUCACACCUGGCACGUGUGUCUUGCCGUAUUGCUGAUCUCUACAAGGACCUGCGGGAUGGAAGGAUGCUCAUCAAACUUCUGGAGGUCCUCUCAGGAGAGAUGCUGCCAAAGCCUACCAAAGGGAAGAUGCGAAUUCACUGCCUGGAGAAUGUCGACAAAGCCCUGCAGUUUCUCAAGGAGCAGCGAGUACAUCUGGAAAACAUGGGUUCUCAUGACAUUGUAGACGGCAACCACCGUCUUGUCCUGGGUCUCAUAUGGACUAUCAUUCUUCGCUUCCAGAUCCAAGACAUAGUUGUUCAAACUCAAGAAGGGCAGGAGACUCGCUCUGCUAAGGAUGCCCUACUACUUUGGUGUCAAAUGAAGACAUCAGGCUAUCCCCACGUCAAUGUCACCAACUUUACCUCUAGCUGGAAGGAUGGUCUGGCCUUUAAUGCCUUGAUACACAAGCACCGGCCAGAUCUGAUUGACUUUGAGAAACUGAAGGACUCUAAUGCCAGGCACAACCUGGAACAUGCUUUUGAUGUGGCAGAAAGGCAACUGGGCAUCAUCCCACUCCUUGACCCAGAAGAUGUCUUCACAGAGAAUCCUGAUGAGAAAUCCAUUAUUACUUAUGUGGUGGCAUUUUACCAUUAUUUCUCCAAGAUGAAAGUGCUGGCUGUGGAGGGCAAACGUGUUGGCAAGGUCAUUGACCAUGCCAUAGAGACUGAGAAGAUGAUUGAAAAAUACAGCGGGCUGGCUUCUGAUCUGCUUACCUGGAUUGAGCAGACGAUUACUGUCCUCAACAGCCGCAAAUUUGCUAACUCCCUGAGUGGGUUACAGCAGCAGUUGCAAUCUUUCAGCACCUACCGUACUGUGGAGAAGCCACCCAAAUUUCAAGAGAAGGGGAAUCUGGAAGUCCUACUUUUCACCAUCCAGUCCAGGAUGAGAGCCAACAAUCAGAAAGUGUACACACCACACGAAGGGAAACUUGUGUCUGACAUCAACCGGGCUUGGGAAAGUCUGGAGGAAGCUGAAUAUCGGCGAGAGCUGGCCUUAAGGAAUGAACUUAUUCGCCAGGAGAAAUUAGAGCAGUUGGCUCGGCGCUUUGACCGCAAGGCUGCGAUGAGGGAGACAUGGCUUAGUGAGAACCAGCGCCUAGUCGCCCAGGAUAACUUCGGUUAUGACCUGGCAGCUGUGGAAGCGGCCAAGAAGAAGCAUGAGGCCAUCGAGACCGACACUGCUGCCUACGAGGAGAGGGUGAAAGCCCUGGAGGAUCUGGCCCAGGAGCUGGAGAAAGAAAACUAUCAUGACUUGAAGCGCAUCAAGGCGAGAAAGGACAACAUCCUGCGUAUGUGGUCCUACUUGUUGGAUCUGCUGCAGUCCCGGCGCCAGAGACUGGAGAUGACCCUAACCCUUCAGAAGCUCUUCCAAGAUAUGCUUCACAGCAUCGACUGGAUAGAUGAGAUCAAGGUUCACCUCCUGUCCUCUGAGUUUGGGAAGCACUUGUUGGAGGUAGAAGAUCUGCUUCAGAAGCACAAGCUGAUGGAAGCUGACAUUGCCAUCCAGGGGGAUAAAGUGAAGGCAAUCACAUCAGCUGCUCUCCAGUUCACCGAUGGGAAAGGUUAUCAGCCUUGUGACCCCCAAGUCAUCCAGGAUCGAGUCAGCCACUUGGAGCAGUGCUUUGGAGAGUUGAGCUCAAUGGCAGCAGGGAGGAAGGCCCGGUUGGAGCAGUCCAAGCGACUAUGGAAGUUUUUUUGGGAGAUGGAUGAAGCAGAGAGCUGGAUCAAAGAGAAGGAGCAAAUCUAUUCCUCACUGGACUACGGCAAGGACUUGACCAGUGUAUUAAUCUUGCAGCGCAAGCACAAGGCUUUUGAGGAUGAGCUACGGGGACUAGAUGCCCACCUGGAGCAGAUGAUGAAGGAAGCAGAGGAGAUGGUGGCCCAAAAACAUUUUGGUCACCCACAGAUUGAGGCCCGCAUCCGGGAGGUGUCUGCCCUGUGGGACCAACUGAAGGAGCUGGCUGCCUUCCGUAAGAAAAACCUCCAGGAUGCUGAGAACUUCUUCCAAUUCCAGGGGGAUGCCGAUGACCUAAAGGCCUGGCUGCAAGAUGCUCACCGCUUGCUGUUGGGAGAGGAUGUUGGCCAAGAUGAAGGGGCAACCCGGGCCCUGGGAAAGAAGCACAAAGACUUCCUGGAGGAGCUGGAGGAGAGUCGAGGGGUGAUGGAACACCUAGAACAGCAAGCCCAGGGCUUCCCACAAGAAUUCCGAGAUUCUCCUGAUGUCAACAACCGGCUCCAGGCUCUUAGGGAACUUUACCAGCAGGUGGUAGCCCAGGCUGACCUGCGUCGGCAGAGGCUGCAGGACGCCCUAGAUUUAUACACUGUAUUUGGUGAGACGGAUGCCUGUGAACUGUGGAUGGGGGAGAAGGAGAAGUGGUUGGCUCAGAUGGAGAUCCCACACACUCUGGAGGACCUAGAAGUGGUACAGCACAGGUUUGACAUUCUGGACCAGGAGAUGAAGACACUGAUGACUCAGAUUGAUGGGGUGAAUCUUGCUGCCAACAGCCUGGUGGAAAGUGGCCACCCACGUAGUGGAGAAGUGAAGACAUGUCAGGAUCAUUUGAACCAAAGAUGGGAGGCAUUCCAGACCAUGGUGUCUAAGCACCGGAAAGCGGUGGACUCUGCACUCAGUGUACAGAACUAUUAUGUGGACUGUGAGGAAACAGGCAAGUGGAUUCUGGACAAGACAGAGGUAGUAAAGUCAACACAGGAUCUCGACCAGGACCUAGCAGGAGUGAUUGCCAUCCAGAGGAAACUGUAUGGGAUAGAGCGGGAUGUGGCUGCUAUCCAAUCCCGGGUAGGUGCCCUAGAGUGCGAGUCCCAGCGGCUGAUCCAGGAGCACCCGCAAUUGAAGGAGGACAUUGGGAGGAGGCAGGCUCAUAUUGAGAAGUUGUGGGAGCAGUUACAGGAAGCCCUGAAGAGCCAAAAAGCAUCCCUAGGUGAAGCCAGUAAGCUGCAGAAGUUCCUGCAGGACCUUGAUGACUUCCAGGCUUGGCUGUUCAUGGCACAAAAGGUUGUAGCUUCAGAAGAUGCACCUAACUCCCUGCCAGAGGCUGAGCAGCUCAUCCAGCAGCAUGCAGCCAUCAAAGAAGAGAUUGAUGAACACAAAAAUGACUACCAAAAUGUCAAGGAUUCUGGUGAGGAGGUGAUCCGGGGCCCAGAGUACCAGCCUCUGAGGCAGCGACUUGAAGGUGUGGACACAGGCUGGGAUGCCCUCUGCAAGAUGUGGGAGAACCGGGGCCAGUUCCUUGUCCAGUGUCUUGGCUUCCAGGAGUUCCAAAAGGAUGCCAAACAGGCAGAAGCAAUCCUGAGUAAUCAGGAAUACACUCUUGCUCACCUGGAACCUCCGGAUUCAUUAGAAGCUGCAGAAGCUGGGAUCCGUAAAUUUGAAGAUUUCUUAGUGGCCAUGGAUAAUAACCAGGAUAAGAUCUUGAAAACUGUGGCCUCCGGGAACGAGCUUAUCAAUAACGGGAACAUCUAUUCUGACAAGAUCAAGGAAAAAGUGCUGCUGAUUGAGGACAGGCACAAGAAGAACAAUGAGAAGUCCCAGGAGGCAGCAAUUCUCUUGAGAGACAACUUGGACCUUCAGAACUUCCUACAAAACUGUCAGGAGCUCACCCUCUGGAUCAAUGACAAACUGCUAUCAUCUCAAGAUAUUUCCUAUGAAGAAGCACGAAACUUGCAUAACAAAUGGCAGAAGCAUCAAGCAUUCAUGGCAGAACUGGCUUCCAACCAAGGGUGGCUGGAGAAAGUUGAUAAGGAGGGAAGGCAGCUCAUAGAAGUGAAGCCACAGUUCACAGAUGUCGUGACCCAGAGGCUGAAGAAACUGCACCGACUCUGGGACGAGCUGCAGGCCACCACACAGGAGAAGGCCCAGCACCUCUUUGCUGCCAGCCGCUCAGACCUACAUGCCCAAACAUACGCUGAUCUCAACAAGUGGAUCAGUGCCAUGGAGGACCAGCUGCGGUCUGAUGAUCCUGGCAAAGAUCUGACUAGUGUUAACCGCAUGCUGACUAAGUUGAAGAGAGUAGAGGAUCAAGUGAAUGUGAGGAAGAAGGAGCUGGGAGAGCUGUUGUCCCAGGUGCCCCCAGUCGGGGGUGAAGGGGAUGGUACAGAGCCAAGCAUUGAGAAGCGCUUUUUGGACCUUCUGGUGCCUCUGGGUAAAAGGAAGAAACAGCUGGAGUCCUCUAGAGCCAAGCUGCAGAUCAACAGAGAUAUAGAGGAUGAGACGCUCUGGGUGGAAGAGAGGCUGCCACUUGCCCAGUCAUCUGAUUAUGGAACUAACCUACAAAGCGUGCAGCUGCUCAUGAAGAAAAACCAGACACUACAGAAUGAAAUUGUGGGCCACACACCCCGGAUAGAGGAUGUAUUGCAUCGAGGGCAUGAGCUGGUGGAGGUGGCUGAGAUAGACUGCCAAGACAUUGCAGAGCGCCUGGGGCAUCUACAGGACUCGUGGAAAUUGCUCCAGGAUGAGACCACUCUACGGCUCCAACGGCUACAGGAAGCCAAUGAAGCUCAACAAUACUACUUGGAUGCUGGGGAGACAGUGGCCUGGAUCAGUGAACAGGAACUUUAUGUGAUCUCCGAUGAGACUCCUAAGGAUGAAGAGAGCGCCAUUGUGAUGCUAAAGCGGCAUCUAAGGCAGCAACGCUCAGUUGAGGACUAUGGGAAGAAUAUCAAGCAGCUGGCUGGCCGGGCUCAGAAACUUCUGUCUGCUGGCCACCCUAAAGGGGAACAGAUUAUCCGACUUCAGGGAAAGGUGGACAAACAGUAUGCUGGGCUGAAAGAUAUGGCUGAAGAACGGAAGCGCAAGCUGGAAAACAUGUAUCAUUUGUUCCAGUUGAAGAGAGAGGCAGAUGACUUGGAACAGUGGAUUGCAGAAAGGGAGGUGGUGGCCUCUUCCCAAGAAAUGGGGCAAGAUUUUGACCAUGUCACUUUGCUACGGGACAAGUUUCGUGACUUUGCUCGGGAGACCGGGGCAAUUGGGCAGGAGAGGGUGGACAAUGUUAAUUUGAUUAUUGAGCGGCUCAUUGAUGCUGGCCAUGCUGAGGCUGCCACCAUUGCUGAGUGGAAGGAUGGACUGAAUGAGAUCUGGGCUGACCUCCUUGAGCUCAUAGACACCCGAAUGCAGCUGUUGGCUGCCUCCUAUGAUCUGCACCGCUAUUUCUACAUGGGAGAAGAGAUCCUGGGGCUGAUUGAUGAGAAACACCGAGAGUUGCCUGAAGAUGUGGGACUUGAUGCCAGUACUGCUGAAUCCUUCCACCGUGUUCACACAGCUUUUGAGCGAGAAUUACAUCUCUUAGGAGUGCAGGUGCAGCAGUUUCAGGACGUGGCCACACGCCUGCAGACCGCAUAUGCUGGGGAGAAGGCUGAUGAGAUCCAGAGCAAAGAGCAGGAGGUGUCCACCGCAUGGCAAGCACUCCUGGAUGCCUGCGCAGGGCGCCGGACCCAGCUGGUGGACACGGCAGACAAGUUCCGCUUCUUCAGCAUGGUCCGGGACCUCCUCUCCUGGAUGGAAAGCAUCAUCCGGCAGAUAGAAACCCAGGAAAAGCCCAGAGAUGUAUCCUCUGUGGAGCUGCUUAUGAAGUAUCACCAAGGCAUCAAGGCAGAAAUUGAAACCCGGAGCAAAAAUUUCAGCACAUGCCUGGAGCUAGGGGAAUCGUUGCUUCAGCGGCAGCAUCAGGCUUCUGAAGAGAUCAAGGAGAAACUGAAUCAAGUAAUAUCAAGAAGGCAGGAGAUGAUGGAGAAAUGGGAGGACCGCUCAGAGCGGCUACGUCUAUUGCUGGAAGUCUGUCAGUUCUCUCGGGACGCUUCUGUGGCUGAAGCAUGGCUGAUUGCCCAGGAGCCUUACCUGGCCAGCAGAGACUUUGGACAUACGGUGGACAGCGUGGAGAAACUUAUCAAGAGACACGAGGCCUUUGAGAAGUCCACAGCUCCCUGGGCUGAGCGAUUUGCUGCCCUGGAGAAACCCACCACGCUUGAGCUGAAAGAACGCCAGACUCCAGAGAGACCCACAGAGGACAGUGGGGCUCAGGAGGAGGAAGGCGAGACAGCUGGGGAGCCUCCUCGGAGUCUCCAUCGGGUAGCUACUGAAAGAACAUCACCGACACAGGAAGAAGACAAGCAGAGGCAGCAGCCACAGGAGAAGAAAACUGGCAGAGAGGACAAGUUGACUCUUGAACCUCUCUUCAAAGUUCUGGAUACACCUUUGAGUGAGAAUGAGGAGACAGCAACGACCCUGCCUGCCCAGCUGGACCGAUCACACAGCAUGCAGAUGGAAGGCUAUUUGGGCCGCAAGCAUGACCUGGAGGGGCCCAACAAGAAGGCCUCCAAUAGGUCCUGGAACAACCUCUACUGUGUGCUCAGAAAUAAUGAGUUGACAUUCUACAAGGAUGCUAAGAAUUUGGCCAUGGGGGUACCAUAUCAUGGGGAAGAGCCUCUGGGUCUGAGGCAUGCUAUUUGUGAGGUUGCUGCUGACUAUAAGAAGAAGAAGCAUGUCUUCAAGUUGAGGCUGAGUAAUGGCAGUGAAUGGCUUUUCCAUGGCAAGGAUGAGGAAGAGAUGCUCUCCUGGCUUCAGGGUGUGAGCACAGCUAUCACUGAGUCCCAAAGCAUCCAAGUUAAGACCCAGAGUCUCCCCCUUCCCUCCAUCGCCAGCACAGACACCAGCCUUGGAAAGAAGGACAAAGAGAAGAGAUUCAGCUUCUUCCCCAAAAAGAAAUAGCUACUUUUCCUACUCCUUUGUGGGAUGGGGGCAGGUGAAGGAGAUGUGAAGGGUCCACCUUGGGCUCCCCACCCUAUUGGACAAUAUUGAUUCUGCUCAGGAUGUUCAGGGCAGAGGCCCCCAGCCCAGGCCAACCAAUGUUUUCCUCACCCCUCACCCCCACAAGCUUUACUUCAGCCACAAUCCACUAGCCACUACCCAACUAAUUCCUUCUUCCUCCUCCCCUGUGCUUCCCCCAACCCUUUAGGUCCAGCCUUUGUCUGUAGCCCAAUCCAUCCCUGGGUGGACAAAGGAUCAGUCUCAGCCUGAUACUAAGGGAGAGGAACAAGCUGGACUGAACUAGAACAGCUUGGAGAGUGACUUCCAUUCCCUCUCAGCACUAACACUGAACUACAUAAGGGCCUUUCACCUCAUCCCAUGUCAGGGUCCUGGGGUUACUGCCAACCUUUUGAGGGCAAAGCCGGGAUUGCAUUGGGGACUCCUUGAUCACUAUCCCUUUCUUCUAAUUUAGGAUAGGUCCACUCUCCAUUGCUCCCAGUACCAAUCCCCUGCCUCACUUGGGACCCCCACUCUCUGAAAUAGGAAGAGAUGGUUUCUUGGGAUUCAAGACCUGCCCCAAGGUGGGGGAAAGGGUUCUGUAUAGGGCAGAUACCUUUCCCCUUCCAGGUUUCUAAAGCUUGGAGGAGGGAGGCCUUCCCUUCACCUUAAUCAGACACUUAUCUAUCCCAUGUCUUUGAGCUGUGUAAGAGUUCAUCAGCCCCACCCUCUUCUCUAGGAUGAAGGCUCUUUUACUAGGUCUCACACACUUUCCACUUCCUCUUGCCCCCAAGCAACCUUUGGCUUGACUGCUAUCUCACCCCCAAUCACCUUUCCAAUGGUGGGCUUAGGAGAAGAGAGAAGACAAGCUGCCCAGCUCCUACACUGUCAGAUGCCUCUCUGCCCCUGGACAAACACCCUCUAACUUAAGGACGCACAGAAUCUUAGCAGUCAGAAAAUGGGUGAUAGGAUAAAGAACGGUUACAGAACCAUGGAUACCAUCCAGGUCCCUAGGCUUUCUCAAAAAAUGGGACUUUCACCUCCAGUGCCAUCUACUCCCUUCCCCACAAUGCUACUGCUCAUAAGGCCAGUCCUCCAGGAGUCCUUCCUGAGCUGUAAAACUAAUUGCCAGCAAUUUGAUUAAGUCACUAUCCAUUAUUUGAGUGGCAGAAAGAAGAGAAAAAAGAGCUUUUACUUUUAAAAUGGUGAUUAGAGCUCCUGACUCCCAAGCCCUGAAAGGAGAGACUGACCACUUGAGUCUGCCACUUUGCCUCUGCUCUGGGUUUAAACUUCAUCAGCAGAUCAAUCCAGCAAUAUAUAUGUAUAAAUAUAUAAAACUCUGAUUCAGGGUCCUUCUUCCUUCUGUGCUAGUUUAGGACCUUUUGAGGGAGAAACAGGGUAGGUUCUCCAGACUCCAGAUGGAGAGCAGCCAAGGGACCCUAGAGCACUCCAGAACUCAAGAUCCCCUUGGAUGUACUUCCUUUCCAGCUGGUACCCUAGAAGGGUACUCGAUGAACAGACAAGCCCAGAGCAUCUCUCUCCACUGAGAGAGAGCUUGAGAAUACCACAAUGUCCAGGGUAUGAAGGGUGUCACUGCCUACCAGAGGUAAGUACUCACUACAGGUAGCCGGAAAACCAUCUUGUGCUAGAGUUGCAGCUUUUUAGGAGGGGAAACACCGUAAUGGUGCAUCCAUCCAUCCAUCAGGCUUCAAACAUCUUUCAAAAGGGUCUGAAGAGAAUAGAUGAGCCCCCUCUACUCAUAGCUCAAUUUGGGAUCUCUACAUCCUGUAGUCUUCCAAGAAAAACCUUAACACAGCACCAGGGCCAUUCCAGAAGAGACUGAAUUGUACAAGUCUCCCCUUCCUUUACUCCCCUUAGCGAGCAACAUGACUCUAAGGGAUGUCUUGUCAGGGAGACUAGGAGCCAAUAGUGAAGUGGAGGUUGUGAACUCCAGGAACAAGUACAAGGAGACUUGACAUUUCCCCAAGGGGAAAGAAUAAAUGGGAUUAGGGUCUGGAUCCUGAAGAAGGCAUCCUCAUUCUCACAGGUCCAGUGAAAAGACCUGUACUCUAUCUCUACUGUCUUCCAGAAUAAAUGGAACUGGAAUAACUUGAGAUUCCUUAUGAAAAGGUAGAGCCUCCGCUAGAGAUAGCACUGUAGAUAGCUAUUGAGCAACAGUUCAAGCUGUAUCCAUUGGCACCCAGAAGCCUUUAGAGGCACCCCUUUGGCCUACAUCUCUCAAGUUCUGCCUUCUCAUAUUAAUGGCGGGCAGUUGAUGAUGGGAGAAGGCAUCAUAUAGGAAAGUUGUAGUUUCUUUUUUGCUCUUGGUGUUAACCCAGCAUAUGUGGAACUCACUAAUAGGAGGGUUUAUUGAUCAAAAAAUAUGGGAUGUUCCCUGAUAGGGUCUAGUUUUCCCAGUGAGUCUUUCUACUUCAGAAACCAAGAGCCUUCUUUGGCCUCAUUGGGCCCCAGCUCAGUGAUAUGACCUUUAAUUGGCAUCAGGCCUGCCUCUCAGGUCUCUUACUCCAUCUAAUUCAAACUCUCUGUUGGGCGCCUUGAAUUGUGGUCUCUGGUAUGUGGCAUUUCACUGCAUUCUGGGGAAUAUGAGGUGGAAGGGCACCUACCUCACCAAAAUAAAAUAGGUGAGGCAGUGAGAGCAUUUUGGUAUCUAUAAAAAGUGGACAUUGUCAGGAGGCAGACAGCAUCUUUUGUGUACUUGCUAAGAAGCUUAUCAUGGCAGCAGCUUUCCUCAGGAUUUCCCUGGGGUUGGAGUGGAAGGUGAGGAGAAUGCCAGAAAAUACUAUUUUCUGCAUCCCAUGCUCCCCCAAACAAAGGGCACAUUCAGGAGAGAUACACGUCCCACCCCAUGUUCCUAGGAGAGCUCAUGGGGGCAACUAGCUCAUCUCAGCUAUUGAGAAAUGCCAUCUUCUGCUCCUUCCAUCUCUAUUAUCCUGACCACCUUCCAGGGCAGGAUAUAGAACUGGGCUGAGACUGUAGGACAAGGUACUCGUGGGCUAGGUCUUGCACCACUGAGACUGAGCUCCAGAGGACCUAGAGAAGAUAUAUUUUUUCCCCUUACAUUUUCUACUUUGUGGUCUUUUUCUUUUUCCUUUUCUUAUACCAUGUUCACACCUUAUCACGUAAGCCUGACAGGCUUUUGCUCUCCUCUCUUUGGGAUGGUCUUUGGAGGGAGUGGCUCAUUUGAUUCUCAUUUGCCCUCUUAAUUGUCCCUUGCUCCCCUCAUCUCGAUGUUGGUCCUGGGCUGGACCAGUGUGAUGCAAAGGCUUCCAACUAUUUUACCCCUAUUUGGUACUCUGACAUAGGAGGCAUGUGAAUGAGGCUGACCUCUGCUCCAAAUCACUCUGCUUUCCUGCCAGACUCAAAGGGUUACAGGGAAAAUGGUCAAGGAACACAGAAGGGUCUCUUGGAAAGGAAGAGGAGGAAAUUGAUGUCAGUUGAUCCCACCGAUUUGUUCCAUGGACAACCGAACUCAGGGAGGGUGGGUGGGGUAGGAGAGGGGGGCCCUGAAAAUAGCAGAGCCCAGUGAGCACAGACCCUCCAACCAGCUGGGCCCUGAUCUCCAUCUGCUCAAAUGUGCUUCCACUGUCCAGAGAGGGAAAUCAAACCCAAGUUUUUGCUUGGGAAGAGCUUCCCAACUCAUUUAAUAGAGUUUUUCUAAUAAACCAAUAACUCCCUGA
Monodelphis domestica (gray short-tailed opossum) is the source of this 11149-nucleotide messenger RNA. NCBI's taxonomy places the organism in Eukaryota, Metazoa, Chordata, Mammalia, Didelphimorphia, Didelphidae. The record is from RefSeq and is a predicted model, not a curated record.